Messenger RNA from Armigeres subalbatus, 1749 nucleotides. Its product is annotated as BTB/POZ domain-containing protein KCTD9. Gene Ontology annotation, biological process: protein homooligomerization. Gene Ontology annotation, molecular function: protein binding. NCBI's taxonomy places the organism in Eukaryota, Metazoa, Arthropoda, Insecta, Diptera, Culicidae. The coding region runs from base 195 to 1304 and encodes 369 amino acids. The transcript is spliced from 2 exons. The record is from RefSeq and is a predicted model, not a curated record.
AUUUGACAUUUUGACUAAUAAACAAAAACAAAAAAAGUGAGAAUCGAGUGCAAUUUUCGAUUUGAAAAAAAAAGUAAAAUUUUGCAUAAUUUAUUGGCAGCCAGAUCAAAAAUUCUUCAUUGUAGCUAAAUUAAUAGUUGUGCCGCAUCGUCAAAGUGUUCGAUUGUAGAUUUCCGAUUAAACAUAUAUCCAUAAUGAGUACGAAAAAGGGUCCAACGUCUCCAUCCGCGGAGAAUCGAUCACCUGAAGAAUGUCUGCCUUCCACAUCAGGUUUCAGCAGCAGUAAGAAGCCAACCUCCUCUUCGCUAUCCCCAGCCAAAGAGAACUCCGGUAAUAUCAGCAUUUCCGAAAGCACCAUCAAACAUCCCAAUCCCGUGGAACCAACUCCCUCGAAAUGGAUCAGUUUGAAUGUUGGCGGAAAGGUUUUCACAACGACUUUGAGUACUCUUCUAAAUAAGGAGCCUAGCAGUAUGCUGGCCCGGAUGUUUGCCCAGGAAGACGCAAUGUGCCCCAGUGAUAAGGAUGGGCAAGGGGCGUAUCUUAUCGAUCGGAGCUCCCAAUACUUUGAACCGAUAUUGAACUACCUCCGGCAUGGGCAGUUGAUAUUCGACGGUCACUUGAGUCCCGAGGGCAUUCUGGAAGAGGCCAAAUUCUUCGGCAUUGAAGGCUUGAUUCCGCAGCUGGAAAGCCUGGUUCAGCAACAGCAAGCUGCCUCAAUGGAAGACCUUCCGCUGACGAGGAGAGAUGUCAUCAGCGCACUGAUCAAGACUUCCCAUAUGACGGAGCUGCGAUUCCAGGGAGUGAAUUUGGCGGGAGCUGACUUGAGGAAACUAGAUUUGCGUCAUAUUAAUUUCAAGUACGCCUGCUUGCAGCGGUGUAAUCUAUCGCUGGCCAAUUUGAACUACUGUUGUUUGGAAAGGGCAGAUCUCAGUUUUGCCAAUUUGGAGGGGGCUCAAUUGUUGUCGGUAAAAGGAUUGUGUGCUAACAUGGAAGCCGCGAACCUACAGGGGUGUAAUUUUGAGGAUCCGUCCGGAGUGCGAAGCAACCUCGAGGGGGUCAACUUGAAGGGCGCUUGCUUGGAGAACAGUAACAUGGCGGGGGUUAAUCUGAGAGUGGCGAACCUGCGGAAUGCUAAUCUGAAAAAUUGUAAUUUGAGGGCAGCUGUGCUGGCAGGAGCGGACUUGGAGCGUUGUAAUUUAUCUGGAAGCGAUCUACAAGAGGCCAAUUUACGCGGAGCGAAUUUCAAGGAUGCUCAACUAGAACUAAUGCUGACGCCGUUACAUAUGUCCCAAGCCAUCCGUUAGGCAGGCACGAUGAGUGUACUCCUAAUAGCAUCACGUAUAACUAAACUAGGGCUUUAACAAUUGAUGAUUCGAUUAUUUAAAUAUUUAUUAGUUUUUUGGGAUGAUUUACAGCUGGGAUUUACAGAAAUUCUCUUAUGCUAUAAGAGACGAUUAAUCGAUAGGGAUAGUCAAAUAACACGCCGACUGAUUGCAUGUAAAUCGAAAGUUUUAUAAUUCUGGUGGAAGCGUUCUUCCGCUUGAUAGGAUCAGCUUUACUAAACAGGCGUGUGCAAGAUAUUCGUAAUGGUGCCGCUUUUGAUAUACAGGUACGGGCUUAAUAUUUAUAGAAUGAGUUUAAAUUGCAAUAAUUAAAAUCAGUUACAAUCUAGUGGCAGUAAGAUGAAUGCCAAUAAUAUUAUAAUAUAUUAAUAAUCGAUAUGAAAUAAAUGGAUAAAUUGAAUACAAA